CAUUCUCAGCUUGCUUGCAGAACAGCCCCAUGCAUGUGGCGUAGACUCGGACCUACCGGUACCUCUUGAUCCUGAUCCAAGUUCAAUUUGUCAUCAUAUUCUUGUCCUAUGAGGCUCCUGCACAAGUGUGCCACGCUUGUGAGCUGCUGCACGCUCUAUGCCGUUGCACGAAUGGCGCUAAGAAUAGCUUUGGCUGGCGCUCCGGAAGAGAAUUUGCAACCUUUUAUUCCAGUGGUGGAAGUUCUGCCGAAGCCCGUAUAAGAGUGGAUAUCAUCAAUGCGGUCCACACUUUCCCAGACACUCCAAAAUGUUUUGCAUCAUUGGGUGGAGUGACACAAUUCCUUUCUAGUGGCAUUGCUGACUAAAGCUGCAGAAAGACUUCUGGAAAGAUAGACCUUGGGCGAUCACGCUACUCGAUACUUGCAUUUCUGCGCAAGAAGUGCAGAGAGUAGAAAGUGGACUGUUUAAAGUCUAUCUAAUUCCAAUUAUGAUAUCCCACGGUCGCUGAUCAAAUCUGUAAUCCCCCACAAAACCCUUCGCAGCUGUUCCAUCCAUAGGCUACGCAUUGAGCACCUAACAAAGAAUCCUUUAGAGGGUUUUUGGAAGUUAAGCAAUGCUUAUUUAGCUUAGCGGGUGCUGUUUGCAUGAUGCGGAAAUAAUUACUGGCAUCUGAAUGGAAGUGGCGGAGCCCGCCGGUGGCAUUCCAGUGGGGUGGACUUCUGGGCCGGUAGGGGGCGUUGCUGUAGGCACCAAGAAGAAGAAAAAGCAACAGGACGGGGGGCGUGAGGAGGGCCACCACCUACCCCAGAAGCGCGUUAAGGACGUCGAACUGGUGGUGCCCAUAGCUUAUGGCACCAUAUCCUUCUGGCUGGGAAAGAGGGCGACGGAGACGAAGGCCUACCAGUGGGCCGUGUACGUUCGAGCUGCCAACAAUGAGGACCUGUCUGCGGUGAUCAAGAAAGUGGUGUUCAGCUUGCAUCCCAGUUUCGAGAAUCCAACGCGAGUCGUCGACAAGUCCCCGUUCGAGCUGUCGGAGUGCGGGUGGGGCGAGUUCGAAAUCACGCUCACGAUCCACUUUCACAGCGACGCAACCGACCGACCAGCGGAACUGACACACCAUCUCAAGCUGUACCCGGAAGCGGAGGCGGCUCCCAAUCCGAAGCGACCGGUUGUUUCCGAGCACUACGACGAGGUUGUCUUCCCGGACCCGGGGGAGGCCUUCUUCGAGCGGGUCAAAGACAGCCCCGCCGUAACCGUCUCGGUAACCGGCGACGGCGCGCCCCCCUCCGCCAUCGAAGCAGCCACGCGGCCGCAGAUCGAGCGGGCGGGCACGCCUCCGGUUCCGGACGCUUGCCCAGCGGACGGAACUCUGGCCAUGGUAGCGGGAAAGGGGGACGGCAGCACGCUGAACCAUCCGCUCCGGCCUUUCUAUCUGAAGCACUCAGAUGCGAGCGAGCUUCGAAAGCUAGCCGAGGCAAAGGAGCAAGUCGCGGCUCGAAUGGAAAAGUUGGAGAACGCUGUUGUCGCAGUCGAAGAGGAGAUUGCUCAGCUGCGAAGCCAGCUGGUUGACGGUCCUGUGUCGGUGUAAUAGUCUGCAUCGAAGGAGGUUCUGUGGAGCCAGACGGUGUAUGCUUCAGUCCAAAAGUCGGUAGCUCUUGAAUUUCGAAAAGCACAACAUUGAACUGCCAUUGGGGGACGUCUACUUCUCAUGGUCUGAGGCGAUUCUCACCCAAGAGAGAGUCGCACAUGAGCAGAUCAUGUUGGGCUCAGGAAUAUGCAGGACAACUCAGACGGUUGCAAUCUGAGAAGUUCGACCUGCCAUGAUUUGGUCAGUGGAUACAGAACACGAAUGCAACUGGCACCCUCGUGCAUUCGAGAUGCAUUUAGCAGUGAGAAUGGCC
Molecule: messenger RNA, 1901 nt
Organism: Klebsormidium nitens
Lineage: Eukaryota; Viridiplantae; Streptophyta; Klebsormidiophyceae; Klebsormidiales; Klebsormidiaceae
Source: the annotation of a GenBank genome assembly